Dipodomys ordii (Ord's kangaroo rat) is the source of this 4260-nucleotide messenger RNA. RefSeq names its product periaxin (gene Prx). Lineage: Eukaryota; Metazoa; Chordata; Mammalia; Rodentia; Heteromyidae. Gene Ontology annotation, molecular function: protein binding. Gene Ontology annotation, cellular component: nucleus; cytoplasm. The record is from RefSeq and is a predicted model, not a curated record. Bases 4 to 4074 code for a protein of 1356 amino acids. The transcript is spliced from 4 exons. Gene Ontology annotation, biological process: peripheral nervous system myelin maintenance; regulation of RNA splicing.
GCCAUGGAGGUCAGGAGCCGGAGUGCAGAGGAGCUGAGGCGUGCGGAGUUGGUGGAGAUCAUCGUGGAGACCGAGGCGCAGACCGGCGUCAGCGGCAUCAAUGUCGCGGGCGGCGGCAAAGAAGGGAUCUUCAUCAGAGAGCUGCGCGAGGACUCACCCGCCGCCCGGUCUCUAAGCUUGCAAGAAGGGGACCAGCUGCUGAGCGCCCGCGUGUUCUUCGAGAACUUCAAGUACGAGGAUGCGCUACGCUUGCUUCAAUGUGCCGAGCCUUACAAGGUCUCCUUCUGCCUGAAGCGCACCGUGCCCACCGGGGACCUAGCGCUGCGGCCCGGGACCGUGGCUGGCUACGAGAUCAAGGGCCCGCGGGCCAAGGUGGCCAAGCUGAAUAUCCAGAGUCUGUCCCCUGUGAAGAAGAAGAAGAUGUUGGUGGUGCCUGGGGCUCUGGGGGCCCCUGCAGACCUGGCCCCCGUUGACGUCGAGUUUUCCCUCCCCAAGUUCUCCCGUCUGCGCCGGGGCCUCAAAGCUGAGAUCUCCAAGGGUCCUGUCUCAGCUGCCCCUGCCCGCCGGCGCCUCCAACUGCCUCGGCUGCGGGUUCGAGAAGUGGCUGGAGAGGCCCAGGCAGCCCGGAUGGCUGCUGCUGCUCCUCCCCCCAGGAAGGCCAAAGUGGAGGCCGCUGAGGUAGCCACAGGAGCGAGGUUCACAGCCCCUCAGGUAGAGCUGGUUGGGCCUAGGCUGCCAGGGGCUGAAGUGGAUGUCCCUCAGGUCUCAGCCCUUAAGGGGGCCCCCUCUGCGGAGGCAAGCAGUGGUUUUGCCCUCCUGCCAACCCUUGGGCUAGGAGCCCCAGCUGCACCUGCUGUGGAGGCCCCAACUGUAGGGAUCCAGGUCCCCCAAGUGGAGCUGGCCACCUUGCCCUCGCUCCCCGCUCUGCCCACCCUUCCCUGCCUGGAGACCCGGGAAGGGGCCGUGACGCUGACAGUCCCCACCCUGGAUGUAGAAGCGCCUUCGGUGGGGGUGGAUCUGGCCUUGCCAGGCUCAGAGGUGGAGCCCCGGGCAGAAGUGCCUGAUGUGGCUCUGAAGAUGCCCCGCCUCAGUUUCCCCCGCUUUGGGGUUCGAGGGAAGGAAGCCCCUGAGACCAAGGCAGUCAAGGGCAGCCCUGAGACCAAAGUGAAGGGUCCCAGACUUCGAAUGCCCACCUUUGGGCUUUCUCUCCUGGAGCCCCGGCCCUCUGCCCCCGAGGCUGUUACAGAGAGCAAGCUAAAGCUGCCCACCCUCAAGAUGCCCUCGUUUGGCAUUGGAGUGGCAGGGCCUGAGGUCAAGGCACCCAAAGGGCCAGAAGUGAAGCUGCCUAAGGUCCCUGAGGUCAAGCUCCCCAAAGUACCAGAGCCAACCCUUCCAGACAUACGAGUCCCUGAGGUGAAACUCCCAAAGGUGCCAGAGAUAGCCAUGCCAGAGGUUCGACUCCCAGAUGUGCAGCUCCCAGAGAUGAAACUUUCUGAGAUGAAGCUGCCCAAGGUGCCCGACAUGGCGGUGCCUGAUCUACAACUCCCGGAAGUCCAGCUCCCCAAAGUGCCAGAGAUGAAGCUGCCCAAAGUGCCCGACAUGGCGGUGCCUGACCUGCGACUCCCAGAAGUCCAGCUCCCCAAAGUACCAGAGAUGAAGCUGCCCAAGGUGUCUGAGAUGGCUGUGCCCGAUGUCCGACUUCCAGAAGUCCAGCUCCCCAAAGUGUCCGAGCUAAAGCUUCCUGAGAUGAAGCUGCCCAAAGUCCCCGAAAUGGCUGUGCCCGACCUGCACCUUCCGGAGGUACAGCUCCCCAAAGUGCCCGAGAUGAAAAUCCCAUCCAUGAAACUCCCCGAGGUGAAGCUCCCCGAGAUCAAACUGCCCAAAGUCCCUGAGAUGGCCGUCCCCGACCUGCACCUUCCGGAGGUGCAGCUCCCCAAAGUGCCCGAGGUGAAGCUGCCCAAAAUGCCCGAGAUCCCCGUACCUGACCUGCACCUCCCAGAAGUACAGCUCCCCAAAGUGUCAGAGAUGCAACUUCCAGAACUGCAAGUGCCGAGCGUCCCAGAGGUGUGCCUCCCUCAGGCCCCGGAGUUGAAGGUGUGCAAGGUGCCAGAUGUGCAGCUCAAGGUGCCAGAUGUGCAGCUCCAAGCUGCUGCAGCCGAGCAGGCGGAGAAGAUGGAAUUUGGCUUCAGGAUGCCAAAGAUGACCAUGCCCAAGUUAGGCAGGGUGGGGUCUCCGGCACAAGGCAAGGUGGGUCCUGAAGACUCGGGGAAGCUGGUCACCCUUCCCUGUUUGCAGCCGGAAGUGGGAGCUGAGGCUAGAGGGGGCGUCCCCUCCCUCACUCUGCCUUCCGUAGAGCUGGAUCUGCCAGGGGCCCUUGGCCUGGAGACACAGAGCCAAGCAGUUGAAGCAGCUAAGAUGGACCGGCCAGAGGGUCCUGGAGUGGCAGCAGGUGUUGGCGAAAUGGGCUUCCGGGUGCCAUCUGUUGAGAUCGUGACUCCACAGCUCCCCACUCUGGAAGUUGCAGAAGAGCAACUGGAGAUGAUGGAGAUAAAGGCCAAGCCCUCCUCCUCCAAGUUCUCCCUGCCUAAGUUUGGACUCUCAGGAUCAAAGGCGGCCAAGGCAGAGGCUGAGGGGGCUGCACGAGCCAAGCUGAAAGUGUCCAAGUUUGCCAUUUCACUCCCCAAAGCUCGAGUGGGGACUGAAGCUGAAGCCAAAGGGGCCGGGGAGGCAGGCCUGCUGCCCGCGCUCGAUCUGUCCAUCCCACAGCUCAGCCUCGAUGCCCAUCUGCCCUCAGCCAAGGUGGAGGCCACAGGGGCCGAUGUCAAGCUCAAGGGGCCUCGAUUUGCACUGCCCAAGUUUGGAGUCAAAAGCCGGGACACUGAGGCGGGAGAAGUAGCGGCAGGGGUGGUUGAGUUAGAAGGCAAGGGCUGGGGUCGGGAUGGGAAAGUAAAGAUGCCCAAGUUCAAGAUGCCAUCUUUCGGGCUGGCCCGAGGGAAAGAAGCAGAAGUCCAGAGUGGACGGGUCAGCCCAGGGGACAAGCCAGAUUCCACAGUUGGAGCACUUAAGAUCCCCGAUGUAGAGUUGGUGACAAUGGUGCCCCAGGAGGAAGGUGGGGCCCAGGGGGCCGUGGCUGGGAGUGCGGCACAGCAGGUGUCCGCAGCCAAGAAGGCCCACACUGAGGGCCAUGAUGGGGUCCUCAGGAUGCCCCCACUGACCAUCUCUGUGCCCCAGGUGGAGCUAGCCAGCUUUGGGGAGAUGGGGAGCCCGGGGCAGCAGGCUAAGCCUGGAAGCCAGGUGGCAGGGGGUGAGCUCUUAGUGGGCGAGGGGGUCUUUAAGAUGCCCACAGUGAGCGUGCCCCAGGUUGAGCUGGAUGUAGGGCGGGGCCACGAGGCCCAGGCAGGCCAGGGAGCCACAGGUGAAGGUGGGAUGCGGCUGAAGUUGUCCACCCUGGAGGCAGAUGCCAGGGGAGAGGGUGGCGAGGAACAGCCCCCAGGGGCAGAGCGGACCUUCCACCUCUCACUGCCUGAGGUAGAGCUCUCCCCACCGGCCGUGGGCAGCCACGCCGAGUACCAGGUGGCCGAAGGUGGAGGGGAUGUGGGACAUAAGCUUAAGAUGCGGCUGCCGCGGUUUGGCCUUGCGCGGGCCAAGGAAGCUGGGGAGGAGGGAGAGAAAGCCAAGAGCCCCAAGCUCAGGCUACCCCGAGUAGGCUUUGGCCAGAGUGAGUGGGCACCCGGAGAAGGGUCCCCCAAUUCCGAGGAGGAGGAGGAAGAGCACACUGGGGAGGGAGCCUCCAGCCACCGCAGCCGGGUUAGGGUCCGCCUGCCCCGCGUGGGUCUAACGGCCCCUUCUAAGACCUCCAAGGGACAGGAGGGCGAGGCCGUCUCCAAGUCCCCUGUUGGGGAAAAGUCACCCAAAUUUCGUUUCCCUAGGGUGUCCCUGAGCCCCAAGGCGCGAGGCGGGAGUGGGGACCAGGAAGAGGGUGGGUUCAGGGUCCGGCUGCCCAGCGUGGGGUUCUCCGAGAAUGGGCCUCCAGGCCCCAGCAGGGUGGAAGGCACUCAGGCUGCUGCUGUCUGAUGCCCUGGGUAAAUGGAGCCCUCCCUCCUGUCUUCCCACCCUCCCCUUUCCUCUCCCAAUCUCCCUCCCCUGUUUUGUGUGUGAGAUACUAGCACUAACCCCCCAAAAGGUCCACAGGUGGCCAGCUGACCCCCAACAGGGCUCCAAGACUUGUGCACUGCUCAUUGGCAGGAGCGUCUGUGUCAU